CAGUUAAAUUAUUUUUACGUUCCAAUUAUUUCCCAAAUAUUUUUCUAAAUUAGAAACAACAAAUAAACUAGAGCCUCAAUCAAGCUAAUUUAGUAAAUUCUCGUUGUUUGUUCAAGUGCUGAGUUCCAAAUACACCAUGUGGGCCACAUAGAAAUGAGUUCAUCGAACAUUCAUGAAAAUAUUACAAAUAAAUUGUAUUUAUAAUUGGAUCUAUUUUAAUCGUAAAUAUUUAUCUAUGAUGACAAUGAAUAAACAUUUGUUCAAAAAUAACUUCGUCUCAAGAAACUAUAGGAGACAUAACUUCAUAAAAAUAAUCUGGGAUCAUACCAAACCCAGAGUCAGACUUGUGUUCGAACUUAGGGAACAUCUCAGCAUUACACGGGAAAAUGAAAUUGACAAUUAUUUUGAUGGGAUUUCUUGCUCAACAGUUAUUCGGUUCAACAAAUGCAAAUUAUUGUGCCUCGAACUUGUGCCCUGCUGGAGUGAAGCAUGUUGCGUGCAAAAACAAGGGGAAUUUUUAUAAGAGCUGUCCAAAGGAUGCUACCAUGAUACGAAUUGGACCCAAACUCAGGAACCUCAUUGUCAAUGUUCACAACAAAAGACGUAAUCGUAUUGCCGGUGGCAAGGUGUCUAAAUUUAGGCCAGCUUGUCGUAUGGCCACAAUGAGAUGGAAUGCCGAACUGGCUAAAAUAGCUUCGUACAAUGUACGUCAAUGUAAGAUGAACCAUGACAAAUGUCGCAAUACACAAAGAUUCAAGUUUUCGGGUCAAAAUUUGGCCUGGAAAUCAUAUUAUGGUAAACCAAAUAGAGCAGAGCUAAUAAAAGCUGUCAUUAAUGCCUGGUAUUCGGAAGUUAAGAGCACCAAAAGGACUCAUAUUCAAUCCUAUCCGACGAAUUAUAAGGGACCUGCCAUUGGCCAUUUUACAGCCAUGAUGGGUGAACGCAACAUUGCUGUGGGCUGUGCAGCAUCUACGUAUUCCACCAAAGGUGCUAAAUACAAGUCAUUUUUAGUGGCCUGCAAUUAUGCUACAACAAACAUUUCCAAGAAACCCGUCUACCGAAGUUGCUCUAGAGCAACGGCCAGAUGUAAAACGAGACGAAAUAGCAAAUAUCGAAAUUUGUGUUCCCCUAAAGAACGCUACAAUGUCAACAAUUGGUGAAUAUUUGUUUAUGUUUUGUUAUGUAAGUUAAGUUCCAUUGAGAUUCUUAAAUUCAAUCAAUAAUUUGAUAUUAUUUUAUAAGAGUUUAGUUAUUUUUUAC
Molecule: messenger RNA, 1260 nt
Organism: Musca domestica (house fly)
Lineage: Eukaryota; Metazoa; Arthropoda; Insecta; Diptera; Muscidae
Product: antigen 5 like allergen Cul n 1-like
Exons: 3
Coding region: 387-1160 (257 amino acids)
Source: RefSeq, a predicted model, not a curated record